Molecule: messenger RNA, 6126 nt
Organism: Kockovaella imperatae
Lineage: Eukaryota; Fungi; Basidiomycota; Tremellomycetes; Tremellales; Cuniculitremaceae
Exons: 8
Coding region: 1-6126 (2041 amino acids)
Source: RefSeq, a predicted model, not a curated record
AUGUCUGCACCCAUUAUCAGUAACAUCACGAUACCGCCUGCUGCCGUUCAAGCGCCCGAACGAGCGAGUCGGAUGCAAUCUGCUCGAUCGUCCAGACGAAAGGUGGGUAGUACAGCUCCGCAAGUCGUCUUGGGAGGUGGAGCUGGCGUCUUGGGAUCGUCAUCGAAAGAUGUCCAAUACGUCCCGCCGCCCUUUGCUGCUUCCUCCUCCUCCUCUGCGGCUACUGGACUGCCCCCCGUUCAAUAUCCUUCACCCUCAUCGCAAUCUUUCCCGAGUCCCAUCUCGCCCCUUUUCCCCAACAUGUAUCGAGCGCCAUCACCACUCCCACCACAGCUUACCGACUCCAACGCCACGACAAAAUCUACCAGCGGCGCAGAUCGCGAUGUGGCUUCUGCACCCACCAUGAGCUCAGUCUCAUCCCUUUCCACAGCGGCAUCGACAUCUUCACGGACACUCAAGACGCCUCAUUCAAAGAUGGAUCAGCAUCACCACAUGAAACACAUGGCUCAUCCAUCCAUCGUCUCUUCUUCCGAUUCACACGAUUCGCAGUCGCCAAGCAACUUUGAGUCUGACCCUCUCCCGCCGCUACCAAAGGAAUUUGCCGCGAUGCGAAGGGGUCAAUCGGAUGGAAUAGCCGUCAGAUCAAGAGAUAUGAUGAGGCAAAGCAAGGUGGAUCAAAAGAGUCCAACGCCUCUCCAGAGGACCGUCAAGACUGGCAAUCGGACUUCCCCAACAGAUACUGCUCGACCUUCUCCACCUCCAUUCUCGAACGCUGUUCCCAAAUCUACGACAGCCGGGCAGAACGAAUCGUCUAUCGAGCCCAGGCGCCCUCCGAGACCAAGGGGCACCACUCCGCCACAUCUCGAUCUGGGAAGGAACACAAAAGUCAAUCAACGUCUGAGCCAAGAUUGGAUCCAAGUGGACUUCCCAGGCCCGUCAAUGGAGCCCGAGCGACGGGAGCAGGGAAAGGCUCUGCAACACGCGCCUGACAUUCUUAAUCGCAAACCUUCGGGUCUCCCUGGGGCCGUCAUGGUCCCCAUGAAGGGCAGCCAGCCACAGCUGGACCUCGAUGGAUCUCUCGCUGGACCGACAUCACGGCCAAUGUACGAGCGAUCCAAUACCGCACCUCCCCUCUCUCCUCCGCCCCCAACCCAGCAAGACGAAGCGGAAACGUCUCGACCUCAACGGAAGGGUAGAGGGUCCUUGGAUCAGUUCCGAUCAAAUUCGUCUGCCGAGAUACCCAUGUCUCAGCGUUCGAGGAAGAUCUCUCACAGUACACCGCCAAGUGCCGUUUUAGAGUCUGCACCUGGAUCAAAUAUUGGAAGAUUAAACCCCUUCCGAACGGCCCCCAAGGCCUCUUCGGAUGCGGUCGAUGCUGGCAAGCGACCCUCUGCAGAGAUGCCAGGACUCGUGGCCCCCCGCAGAGACGACGUCAGGGCUCUACAACAGGAGCAACAGCGUUCCUUGGGGGUCGCCUCAGGUCGAGGAUCGCGUGACGAAGGUCGUGCCGUCUCAGCAGAGACUGAGCGGAAAGUCUCUGGUCUAUCCAUGAAGAAAUCCACCGGCGCUCUCAAAGCCUUGUUCAAUCGAGGCGUCAGUGGGAAAGGGAAAGAAAGGUCCGAGACACCACCACCGAUGCCUGUACAACCUCAGUAUCCAGCAGGACGACAGGAUGACGUGGUAUCUGAACUACCUUACGCCCGCCGAGGUAGUUCAGCUUCCCCGAAUCGAGCUCUCGGCCGUGGGAAACGUCGAUCGCCUAGUCCUGGUUCACCGACCCCUCCUCGAGGAUUAUCAUCAGAAGGAGCAGGCGCCACGCGGCCUCAUCCUCAACGGAUCGAAAGUGAUAUAAUGGCAUCUAGACCAUCAUUCACUUCGGAAAGAGCCAACUACCCAGCUCCGCCUCUACAACGAACACGAUCACACGGUGUCCAACCCGGUGCCACUAGUGCUCCGAUGAUUGGAUCGAGGUCUGAGCCUCAGCCUGGUCCGAAGAAGAUCGAACUGCGAUCGCCUGUGGGGUUAUUCACUCAGACUCAACCUCCUCCAUUGGCUCAGCGAAUGCCGGAUAGGGACCUUCCCCCACUGCCUCUAACGCCUUUGAACUCUGCCCUGUCAGUCGGUCCGAAUUCUGUGGAAACAAGUGAGGCGAAGAGUUCAGGAACCUCGCUCUUGUCUUUUGCGACUGCCAGAGAGAGUCCCUUGUCGGCCUCGGACGACUCGCGAUCCAUGUCAUUGACAGCUGGAGACGUGGCGUCCACAAGCCCAGCUCAACUCCCGCCAUCAGCGUCCUUGCAUCUGCUCCAACUACCCAGUCUUGAUCUCGAAUUCGACUUGUCGUUUGACAAGAUUGGCAUGUCUCCCUCGACACCUAGACGACUUUCCCCAGGCAAAGCUCGACGGUCGCCUCGCUCCCCGCACAGUCCGUCACCUCAGCGAUCGCUCACCACCAAAAUUCCAUCGACUCGAGUGUCGCCAGUGUUGAGGCGUCAGAACUCGGAUCGUAUCCUGGAUAAGAGUGAUCGGAGACGGUCAAAGAGCUUCGAUGGGCCGACGGCGGGUCAGACGUUGGCGAAUCUGUGGCGCGACGUUGGACCCGAGGGGUCAUUCACGAGCCCUUCCAUGGCUAGAUACUUUGCCUCUAGCUCCAACUCUGCGCCAAUGUUCUCACGACCUCUCGAACCAACUUCAAGCGAUGAUUCCAUGGUUUCCAUGUCAAAUUCCGCCAGCUCAUCCUCGACCACAACACCGCAGCCGUCGACACACCAACAUUUGAUCUACGAGGAUUCGAUGACUUGUCCUUCAGACUCCGUCAAAGCCAUUCCGGACCAUCUGCAUCGGUCUAUGCAAAGAAACGGUUGUGUAGAAUAUGGCUCCGAACCUUCAUCUUCUGAUCACGCUCGGACUCCCUCGAAUACCUCCUCAAUGCACGAUACGGAAUCUCCCUCACCGCCAAAGACUCCGCCUCAACAUGCUCGGGCUCAGAUUCGAGAUUACGGUUUCACGUACGAGUCGUCCCCCCUCAGUGCUCCGACACCUAAAGCCAUCACGCUGGCUCUGGGACACGAGUCGGAUCCUGAAUCAAGCUUUGCCCGACCGAUCAUGUUGAGCUCGCCACCAACCAUUCCAUUACCGCCCGCGCCUGUACCUCAGAUCGCUCUUUCGCCAGUAGUGUCUCAAGAAGACCACGCCGUGCCUUUCACGCCGAAGAACAGAGUAGUCGACCUCGCGCCGAGUCCGCCAAGGAAAUUGGUUAUCCGUGCUGUCAGCGAUGACAAGGUCUUGCCGACCGAGCCUGCUGGACCUCUUGUCGCUGGUGUUGCUCCGCCACGUACUCGUCCACCGACCACGUUGCCUGACUCGCCAAAAGCUGCAGAAGAUGACGAUAGUCAUUUACGACCUGUAGGAGGUCCGACAGUCAUCACUGUGCGCCCGGCACGAGCUUGGAGGCCGAGUAUAGGACUGAAGUCAAAGAGUGUCUCGCCAGAUGACCGAAGUCUCCGAGGUCUCGUUCAGGACCUUGAGACGAUCGUCAACUCAUUCCGCGGACCAGCCUCUCUGAUCUCUUCCUCCGAACGCUGCAACCUCGUCCGGUCGCAGCUAUUGCCUCUGCUUGGCGAGAUUGAAAAGAGACCCUACAUGCCCAAAGACACCGUGACCAAUCAAAGUCUCCGAGAGGUAGCUUUCGAAUGGGCCGAGAGUCUCCUGUACGAGUUACGGGUGGAGCAAGCGGCUAAUGAACGUGGAGCGUGUCUGGAAGGUCUCUCAGCAGUUAUGGAGAGCCCUUGCCUUUCUCAGGUCGCGCUCAAAGACGAUGCUCAGCAUACCGUCCGAUUCACCGACCUCAUGAUCAAGUGUAUGAAGUUUGUCAUGGGCAAGCUCGGCGCCAAAGGAGUGUUCCACAAUACCCUGCUGUUCAGUGGACGAUUCCUGGCAUUUGCGUUUUUCCGUAUUCCGCACGUUGCCGAGCAGCUCGUGACCGUUUUGCAAUUACCUCGCGGCGCUCUCACGAGAUUCACUCGGGCUGGAUUGAUGGGACCUGCGGUACCACCGCAUGCCCGACCUCAGUAUCCCAAGCAUCUCUCGCCCCUCUGCUUGGACACUUGUGCGAGUUACACUUCCCGCCUGGCUGUGGUCUCGGCAGAUUUCAGGAGCGAUGAAGAGCGCGAAGCCUUCCUGUUCAAACCUGGGAACUGGUUGAGACGAUGGCAAUCUGACGAUUCAGAGCUCUUCCCUGCGUUUUAUCGAGCCUACCAUCGACAACUGGCAGGCUACCUCGCCCCGGCCAUUGAAUAUUAUGAGACUCUUGGCGAGCCUGUGCCGCUUCAGAUCUUGCUCCGUGCACCUGGGUACGCGCACCUGGCCACCAUCUUUGCCAAAAAAUCUCAUGCGUAUAUCCUUGGAUCCAUCAACGCCGUGACGACCUCUUCUGCGAGUCAAGGAUUCGACGCAACUGAAUCUGCUGGCCUCAAAGCGAGUCAAAAACCUCCAGUCCUGGAGACUGCCAAUCGACGAUUGACCGAGACCAUCUCAACCCUGAUCAAUACCCACAUUGCUGUUCCCGAUACUCGAGGUAAAGUCGUCGAAUGUGAUGGACAACAGCUCUGGUCUUCCAUCCUCGAUCACUGGACCAAGACGCUCAUCGGCAAGACAUCUUUGUACGCCCCCAAAGGUGUCUUCUCCCUGUUUGACCUUUUGGAUGGGAUCGUCGACCCUCCCCAUGAUCCAGUCACCGGCGAACGUCGUUUACGAGAGGUCUCUCUUUUGGACGUGCCUCACCUGAUACACGUCAUUCGCAUCGUACUCAAUCAGGCCGAGCACGCUUUGACCAUCGUCAAGGUUGUCGCCUUUGUCUUUACGCAUUGGGAAGUCCUCACUGCCCGAUCGGAGGAUCGAAAGGAGCUAUGUCUGGGUCUGUUACUUGAAAAGUCAUUGUUUGAACGAUUGACCUUGUUCUGGUCUCAAUCGGUCCGAAGUUAUGUCCUGCGUCUUGUGGUGUUCCGCCUGGGGCACGUUCACACGACCAAGGAAGACGGUGUCAAUCACGACGUCGAGAUUGACUCUGUUCGAUUGCUCCAGACUCGCCUGGAAAGGAUCAGGAAACGAUACGACGAGCUUGAACCGAAGGAUGCUAACACGCCCAUCGACCGGAAUGACUCGCCAUAUCUCUCGUCAACCUUUGAUGGCUUGCCCCGAUCCAAAUCCACCAUCACCAUGAUCACUGACUCGCCACGCGGACCAUCCAACAAAGCCGAGCGACUUCUCGGGCUAGGUUUCGGACAGAUGGACAACAAGGGCCUGUCUGCUCUAGAAGUGGAGGAUCACACGCGUAUGGGCAAGGCGAAAGGAUGGUUGAAAAAGAGCUUUGCGAAUAAGAAGAAGGGUCGUGGUGGUGGUGGUGCUUCGCCUGCCUUGUCGGGUUCAGCCACUUCCUCGCCUAACAAUUCGCCUCGAAUGUCUCCAUCGCCACAGAUGGAGAACAGCGGAUCCCUGUCAUCCCCACUGCUAGGCAUCAAGGAGCGGAAAUCUCCCCGACCAAGCUUUGAAUCGAGUCAUACAAAAGGGCAAGGAGCCAAAUCCAACCCGCCCGCCGUCUUAUCUCUCGACUCGCCAGAGAUGGAGGAGUACUCACCUCCGGGUGCUUCUCAUCUCCCUACCAUCUCAACGUCAUCUCCUUCCGAGACGACCUCUCCGGGUGUCGGACUGGGACCUUCGGGCAUUGCAUUCGAGUUUGAACUCCCGACCAUGUCACCUCGAUCCGAUACGUUUGACCCUACACCUACACCUUCGUCCCCUCGACGCAAUUCUCAACCUCCCUCGCCACACAGUCCGCACAUGUCCAGGUCAUUCAGCAAACGAUCGAGUCUGUUACCUCCGAACACAGCGAGUAUCCUCGCUAGCGGAUUGUCCUCGCCCAUUUCGAGACGAAACGAUUCGACAAAAUAUGACAAAGGCGAAGAAGGUUAUCCUAAGAAAUGGCACGCGUACGCUAUUCGCAUGCUGGCGGAAUUGGAAGAUGCUCAGAAAGAGUAUGAUGAAUGGUGGUCGCCCGGUGGUGUGGGAACUGUAGAUGGCGCUCCACCUCGAUUGACAGUGGCGUGGCCGUUCCAUGAAGGCGACGAGUGA